Messenger RNA from Microthlaspi erraticum, 2481 nucleotides. The record is from the annotation of a GenBank genome assembly. NCBI's taxonomy places the organism in Eukaryota, Viridiplantae, Streptophyta, Magnoliopsida, Brassicales, Brassicaceae.
AUGGGAGGAGCAAACGAUUCAACAUGCCCAGGACCGAUGAAAGCGACCUCUAAUGGAGUCUUCCAAGGAGAGAAUCCUCUGCAUCACGCUCUGCCUCUUCUCAUACUCCAGAUCUGCAUCGUUCUUCUCCUCACUCGCGUCCUCGCUUUCCUCCUCCGUCCUCUCCGGCAGCCACGUGUCAUCGCCGAGAUCGUCGGUGGAAUAUUACUUGGACCAUCGGCUCUAGGGAAAAGCUCAAAGUUUCUCAACACAGUUUUCCCAAAAAGCAGCCUUACGGUUUUAGACACGCUUGCAAACUUAGGACUCAUCUUCUUCCUCUUCCUCGUUGGUCUCGAGCUCGACCCUAAAUCCCUCAGGAGAACCGGAAAAAAGGCGCUCUCGAUCGCUUUAGCCGGAAUCACACUCCCUUUCAUCUUCGGUAUCGGAACUUCAUUUGCUCUGCGAAGCUCCAUAGCUGAUGGAGUCAGCAAAGCUCCGUUCCUCGUCUUCAUGGGUGUUGCUCUCUCCAUCACAGCUUUCCCCGUCUUGGCUCGUAUUCUCGCUGAGAUCAAGCUUCUUACAACUGAUAUCGGAAAGAUCGCUCUGUCUGCCGCUGCGGUCAAUGACGUGGCAGCUUGGAUUCUUCUUGCUCUAGCGGUGGCUCUCUCCGGCGAAGGAAACUCUCCGCUAACUUCUCUGUGGGUGUUUCUAGCGGGUGUUGGUUUCGUCUUGUUCUGUGUCUAUGUGGUGCAACCAGGGCUUAAGUGGAUUGCUAAACAGUGCCCUGAUGGAGAACCAGUGAAAGAACAAUACGUGUGUUUCACGUUAGGUAUUGUUCUUGCGGCUAGCUUCAUGACUGACUUGAUUGGGAUCCACGCGUUGUUCGGUGCGUUUGUGAUCGGUGUUAUAUUCCCUAAAGAAGGCAACUUCGCGAACUCUCUCGUUGAGAAAGUCGAGGAUCUCGUGUCAGGUCUUUUCUUGCCGCUUUACUUCGUCUCGAGCGGGUUAAAGACGGAUGUGGCUACGAUCCAAGGAGCCAAGUCUUGGGGACUGUUGGUUUUGGUUAUUUUCAAUGCUUGUUUCGGUAAAAUCGUUGGGACAGUCGCGGUUUCACUCUACUGCAAAGUUCCGCUUGAUGAGUCUUUAGCUCUCGGUUUCUUGAUGAACACGAAAGGUCUUGUUGAGCUCAUUGUCCUCAACAUCGGUAAAGACAGAGGGGUUUUGAAUGAUCAAGUUUUUGCUAUAAUGGUUCUAAUGGCGAUUUUCACCACGUUCAUGACGACUCCUCUGGUUUUAGCGGUGUACAAACCGGGUAGAGCCUUAACCAAAGGGGAUUACCAGAACCGAACGGUCGAGGCGACGAACCAUUCCAACAAACCGCUCCGUCUUAUGUUCUGUUUCCAGAGCAUAAUGAACAUCCCCACCAUCGUCAACCUCAUCGAAGCCUCCCGAGGCACGAACCGUAAAGAGAGUCUGUCCGUCUACGCGAUGCAUCUCAUGGAGCUUUCGGAGAGAUCGUCUGCUAUACUAAUGGCUCACAAGGUCAGGAAAAACGGUCUUCCUUUCUGGAACAAAGACAAAUCGGGAAACAGUUCUUCUCCCGACAUGGUUGUGGUCGCGUUCGAGGCUUUCCAGCGACUCAGCCGUGUCUCGGUGCGUCCCAUGACGGCGAUCUCAGCGAUGGCGACUAUACAUGAAGACAUAUGCCGAAGCGCUGAACGCAAACGCGCGGCUACGGUGAUUCUUCCGUUUCACAAACACGUUAGGCUGGACAGAACGUGGGAGACGACUCGUAACGAGUACCGUUGGAUCAACAAGAAGGUUAUGGAGGAAUCGCCAUGUUCCGUCGCGAUUCUGGUUGAUCGCGGACUUGGUGGUACGACACGUGUGGCGUCUAGUGAUUUCACGUUGGUUAUAACGGUUUUGUUCUUCGGAGGGAAUGAUGAUCGCGAGGCGUUAGCGUUUGCGAUGCGUAUGGCGGAACAUCCUGGGAUAAGCUUAACCGUUGUUCGGUUUAUUCCUAGCGAGGAAUUUAAACCGGAAAACGUGAAGAUCGAGAUAAGCGAAGAUCACACCGGUUCAGGUUCAGAGGAAACCAGAUUGACCGAUAUCGAAGCUAUAACCGAACUUAGAGCAAAGAUCAAAGAACAAGAAAGUUCUCGGUCUAAUUCGGAUUCCGAAUCUCAGAUCGUUUACGAAGAGAAAAUCGUGAAAUGUUGUGAGGAAGUUUUCGAGGUUAUGAAUGAAUAUUCAAGAAGCAACCUUUUCUUGGUGGGGAAGUCACCGGAAGGUUCGGUGGCGUCGGGGUUAAACGCGGUAAGAAGCGACACGCCGGAGCUUGGACCGGUAGGGAACUUGUUAACGUCAAGCGGAAGUGUUUCGACGUCGGCGUCGGUGUUGGUGGUGCAACAGUACAGAGCAAGCCGUGAGUCUUCGGUCGUGGGAGUUUUGAAGAACGUCACAGUGGAAGACUCGCCGGUUGGGGACUCCGAGAGUCCUUAA